CGGAUCAUUUGGUGGAUUUAUUGUCCAUCAAAUUGGUGCUCUCGUUGAGAGUUCGAGAAUCAUACUCGGAAGAAAUCCUCCACAACGACGAUGGUGCAAACACGUAGCAACGCCAACGUAGGUACCGGAGUUCCCCAACAGGGGGAGAACAACGCCACCGGAGGUCGGCACCCCCCCAUCACCACCGGGGAGGCUGAGGCCCUCAUUCAGAGGGUUGGGAUCACGACCGAACAAUUCAAGGAGGUGCUGGCCGCACUUGCGCCCAACUGCGAGGUAGUGGUGGGAGAUGUGGCUGGGGGACCCACAGGCGAGAAGGCUGGACCUGCGGGCUCCCAAGGAAAAAAGAAAAAAGUGAGGCAGUCCCAGAAGAAGAAGGCGACCAAGCCCAAUGGAAAGGCUAUGAUGGCAGAUGCGCUCUCCAGGCUGGAAGAAGAGGACGAGUCGUCCUCCUUCAAGCGGAUGUCUGCUUUUGACCGUUUGGGAGAUCCCAAGUCGAAGAAACCUCGGACCUCUGCGUUCGAAAGGUUGCAGGACACUCGGUCGGCCCGAAAAGGCGACUUGAGAGACACGCUCAAGGAGAAGAGAGGGGAGUCCACAGCGACCUCCAAGGUCGGUUCUGAGGAGCGACGGAUGACAAUCGGGGAUAAGGGUGCAGCCGAGCUGUGGAAAAUGUACGAACAACUGGAGAAGCGGCUGGAUGCCCAGAACCCCUAUCGCCAGGCGGUCUUCAGUGAGGUAACGCCCUUCUCUAGGAGGAUAAUGUCCUGCCCUCUCCCAGAUAAUUUCAAGACUCCCCAGAUCAAGGCAUACAAUGGGACGACAGAUCCCCAAGACCACCUCGCUCGUUUCGGGGCCAACGUGGUCAUGUACGCGUAUCCAGAAGAAAUCAAGUGUCGGUGCUUCCUGGCGACACUGGAAGGGCAGGCUUCGACCCAUGUCAGUAGAGGACAACUGGAGAUGCUGAAGAAUCCAUCCAAGGCACUACUCGACAAAGGGAAUGAUACCCCUCACAAGGCGACAAGGCAGCACGAGGACGAAACCAGUCACCUCGCACCACAUCAGCAGCAUGCCCCCACGUGGGCGCACGUGGUCUUGUCCCCCAUAACCUAGUAUAAAUACUCAUGUAAACCUCAGAAAGAGGGAUCCGAAUUCAUUCUCUCUAAACUCCCUUGUAAAAGCACCCGUGCAUUCUCCGUUAUAAUAUAGAUUGGGCUACAGG
Messenger RNA from Cuscuta campestris, 1219 nucleotides. The record is from the annotation of a GenBank genome assembly. Lineage: Eukaryota; Viridiplantae; Streptophyta; Magnoliopsida; Solanales; Convolvulaceae.